Molecule: messenger RNA, 9287 nt
Organism: Porites lobata
Lineage: Eukaryota; Metazoa; Cnidaria; Anthozoa; Scleractinia; Poritidae
Source: the annotation of a GenBank genome assembly
AUGACGAAAGAAAACAAUGUGGAUCAAGAGGGGCGGUCGAACAAACGUCCUCGUUUAGCGGAAGCGAAAAUCUCUGCCCACAUAAAAAAUGUUGUGGACUCAAGAAUGGGAAAGAGUGAAACAGUUAAAAAGGUAAGCUGGAUGACAAAAACAAAAAAUUCCCUUAAUUCUAUAUGGUCUAUAUAGUAAGUUUUAAAUUAUUGUACGCGGUAUAGUCAACUUAUAAAAGCUUCAAGAAUGAAAUAAAGUAGAGAGGACCGUUGAUUAGCAAAUUUUCGCUCAUUUAAUUAGGAUCGACAAAUGGCACUUAUAUUCCCUGUUAUGAAUUCGAUUAAAAAGACAGAGCAAUUAUAUAUAGAUAUCAGUAUAAUUGUCGAGUUAUAUUCAGGAUUACAAGGAUGGAAUUAUAUUAAAGCUCGCUACAUUAAAAUGCCACUUGACCGGCCCAAACUUAAGCUCGAAAUUAUAGUUUUGUGAACGUAACUUUUUUUGAGUUCAUAUUCAUAUGAUUUCGUUUGCAUACCUCACAUGUUAGUCUCCUUCCUCUUGCAAGAUCAUAACAAGUGACAUCCCUCUAACCACAUUCUGUAAAGUUUUUUUUUAUAUAUAAGCCUAAGAAAGAGAUCCUUUUAAGACGCAGCGAAAUCAGUCAACAGAGGAAAUUUUCGAAAAGUCUGAAAACUUACCACGUCUCCUCCGUCAUAUACUUUUGUCGUUCAUUUCCUCUCUCAGGAUGUGAAAUGAUAUGUCCAAAAGACACUCUCUCGUUUUGUGUUUUCAACACAAAGAAAGACAGGAAAGACCAAGAAAGGUACAUUUUAAAAAAUGGCGGACGACCAGCACUUGAGCUCGACACGUCAAUCAAUAACGCUCUCCCCAGGUCCCGGAUUGGUAUUUUUAUGGAUACUAAAUUUAAUGCAGGGUAAACGUGAAAUAUUUAUUGCAUUCUUCUUGGUUCUUUCUUAUUUUAGGAAAUAAAUGGGAUUAACAAAAGCAGCAAGGACCAAGCUGACCUUUUCCCGAUAUCGAUGUCGAAUUUGUCGAAUUCUUCCUCCCAAGAACAAGAAGAGAUCAAACCGGAAAUUGUGAACAACAUCAACUCGCAAGGUACGUAAAUGAAAAAUGAAAGCAGGUCGUGAUCGACUACACUUAGGGACAUUAGAACUCAGACCUGUCCGGGUGUCUGAUUAACUCCCGGUAAUAUAGCGAUGUUUUCAGACAACCCAUAUCAUAAAAUUUCGCGAGGGGAGGCAUCUGUAGUAGACAAGCAUCCCAUUCGAAGGAAGAAGCCGUAAUAUCAAGCAGGUCCUGACGACAGAAAUCGACUUUAGCUCUGGCCACAUGGGUCUCUUUUGCGGGUGUGUUUAGUAAUAUCCUUUACAUGGUCAAAUUAAUAAAUAAAUAAAUAACCGAAUCAAUUUUAAUUCCAACGUUUUUAUGGUCUUUCUAAGGGAGAAUGAUACGCGACAUCAUUUUAAGAAAAGUUUUAUGGCCUUGUCUAAAAAGAAUGACACGAAACAAACUGGUAGAUUUUAAAGUCAACCUUUUUAAAAUGUAUAAAACGUACCAGGCAACCAAACUGGCAGUAUUUGAGCUAAAAAUGUUGUUAUUCAUAAUGAUGACAGAAGAGUUGAACUGGGAACUACCACCAGAGUUCCGAGGGAUACUCGAACACUAGACCUUCUAAUUCCGAUUCCUAGGCCCUGCCUCAUUUCUUCGCGUACUACAAAAUGAAACCAAAUCACGGGAGCCAGCACAUACCACUGAUAAAUUACUCUCACCGACAAGGGAAACACUUGUCCCAGUUGACUCUCUGCACGUGAAGUUUACGCCCGUACUUAGCCUGGGUUUCUAGUUUCUAAUUUGUGUGAUCUGCAGAUAAUGUUGAUCAUUACCAUAUGGAAUAUGAGCUUGGCGAAGGUGGAUUUGGUCGAGUCAUUGCUGCCACACGAAAGGCUGACAAUGUGCCGGUAAGAAAUGGAUAAAAAUAGAUGAUAUGAUUUGUGAGCAAGUCACUGAUAAGAACUGCAAAAUCACCCAAAUUUCAAUAAACGUAGAAAGUAAUAUAUUGUUCUGUAUGUUGAAUUGUAAAUUCGGUAGCUCUCUCAAAAGAACACGGUAUCUCAUUCCAGAGUUUUGUGCCUAUUCUUGAAAAAAGAAUUUCUGUGUAUUUCAAGCCUUGAUCGUUUUAUGCAAAACAUUUUUGAGGCAGCGGAGUGAGUGUUGUAUGAAUGGAUGCUAGCUUUAGCUAUACUAUAAAGUUAAUGAAUAAGUAUAGAAUGCAUUUUAUUUGUCUAGAAAAUGGUACAUUAAAUUCAAAAAGGCCAUAAGCCAGGAUAUCAAUAAAAUGAUGUACAGAUACUGUGUGGAUUUACUAUCAAAAAAUACUGACAUUGGAUUGUUUGUUGAAUUUCAGGUGGCCAUUAAAUUUGUUGAUAAACGCUCCGUAAAUGACUUUAAAGAGGUUAGUAAAUCAACAAAGGUCUUCUCUAACGAAACAUAUCAUUUCUGUCAUUCGUGUGCUGAUAUAACUUUCCGCGCCAUGUAAGCAAGAAUAAAACAUUAUAUUUAAUACUCAUGAUCUCGUUCAAAAUAACUAUAGUGAAAUAAAUGUUUGCAGUCCAUCCUUUUCUCAUUUUUCCUUUAAGGUGAAUGGUGAAAAAAUUCCAGCUGAGGUUUAUUGGAUGAUCAAAGUUCAGCAUCGUCAUGUGAUUAAGAUUUACGAUUUCUUUUCAACGGGCAACUAUUACGCUUAUGUCAUGGAAAGGCCAGGAAACUGUCAGGAUUUGGGUAGUAUUUUAUUCGAUAGAACAAUGACAGAGAAAGAAGCGCGGAGGUAUUUCUCCCAGAUCAUUGAAGCAAACAUCAAAUGCGAAGAAAAUGGAUUUAUUCACCGCGAUCUUAAACCAGAAAAUGUCCUGGUUGAUUUGGAUGCUGAUGAAGUCAAACUAAUCGACUUUGGUCUGGCGUCAGAGAUACAAUAUGAACCUUAUACUGUGUUUAGAGGUAGGCAACGUGUUAGAGGCUAAAAAGACGAAGUUACUCACUACAUAUUUACUUUUGUUUUGUUAGUCAGUCAUUUAGGUAGUUUUGAUUAGAUAUUUACUUAUUUAGUUAGUAAGUUAGUUUGAUUGUUUGUCUGCUUCUGUUUUUGUCCCUGCUUUUUUAGUAUAUGACAGUAAAAUAGAAGUAGCAUACUUUUAGUACCCGGCUAUGGAAAAAAAAACGCUUUGGUCAAACCAAUUUUUGACUUAAAUGGCUAUUGUUUUAAACGUUUCAGGUACCAGGGUUUAUAUGGCGCCGGAAUAUUUUAGAUUUGGAUGGUAUGAUGGUUGCCAGGCUACUGUCUGGGCUUUGGGGAUGAUCUUAGUGGACAUGCUUUCUCCAUAUAUGGCAUUCAGUAAGCCCGAACAGGCCUAUAGCAGGUCUCCCAGAAUCCCACAUCAUCUAUCACCAGGUAAUGUAGUUACUUUAUUUAACAAGCGUGAGGAAAAAAAUCAAAGUAUUAAAUUUUUAAUCAGAGCUCCUUAUAGGAUACUAGCCUAAGACGUCCUGUUGCAUUUGAGGCUUCUGAAAGUUUUACAGUUACAUAUCAAUCUUUAUUCUUUAUUUUUUUUGACAGAGGCCAAGAAUUUGAUCAGUUCAUUGCUGAAUGUUGUACCAAUGAAUCGACCAACACUGCGACAAAUAUCAAACCAUCCUUGGUUUACUAUGCAAGGUUGGUAAACAAUAGCUACUGCACUGUUUUUGACUCGCACGAUCAUGCCAGAAGAGCUUAUUCCGGCCCUUUUGCCCAAGGCGGUGCCUGUAGAAUUUCAUAACCUCUUUAGAAUCGUGAAACCCGCACAAGGCCUUGCUCACAAGCGUUUCUGCGAAAAAUUGCUCCAAGCUGAUAGGCUCUCGUUAAAUUGUGUUUUUAUAUUUUAUAUUAUUGAUUUCUUUGUAAAGAUUUUAGUCUCUAAAAAGUCCCUUGUAUUUUUCUCAGGUUCAACAGAAACCUUUUGUUCAAACGUCCUUACGUAAGUUUAUAUAAUGUUAAACAUGUAUAUCGCGUACGCGGCGUAUUUCUUAAUUGGAUCCGUAAAUACCUUUUAGAGCCUGUAGUAAACAGCAAAGUUAUCUCAAAUAAAAUCUCUAGCAACUAAGGCAGCGCAAGGAGACUGGGAUGACUGGCUAUCGGCCAUUGAAAAUACUAGUCAUUUCCACCCCAAUGAAUCAGCUGAGUCGAGUUUGCAAGAUUUUUUUGCUUGUAAUCAAUUUUAUUAUUAAAAAGCAGGCUAUCGUCAGCACCAAUACAUACUGCUUACCACUAAAUACGAUUUGUUUUCUGAUCUUUAGCAAGAAAAAAUCUUGUGAUAAAGAAAAUGAACUUUCCUGGGUGACUUUGUGCGGCCUGCAGAGUUUGUCUUUGACAAAAGAAGAAGAAACCGACCGAGCGGAAUUGAUCACCAAACAUUACUCGCACAGUAAGUGCCUUUCAUUUCCUUGUUUCGUCCUAAAUCUCUCGGUGACGAAAUUCUAGACGAAACAUGAAAUAUGGCUGCUCUGCUCCAAUAAAUCAACUGAUUCUCUAAGGCUGUUUGAAAGCCCUCUGGUUCAAUUCCUUUAACUUCCAAAACAACAGAAAACUUCCUUUUUUUAUUUCAUUCCGUUAAUGCUGUCCAUUGUCAUUGGUCAGCAACUCUAUCAAUGAAAAUUCCAAUUUAAUAAUCAAUGAGGCAAUUAUCAAUUUGAUCGAUAAAAAUUUACAGUCGUUGAAGUCCAGUACACCUACACCUUAGUCGAUUAUGAAGGUUUGCCAAAGUUCAGGACAAUGAGGUGGAUAGCAUAUCACCCAACUUCAAAUUGUCAGAGAACUUAUGAGAGCAAUUUCCUAUCAUAUAAGUUCAUCUAUGGCCAUUUUCAAACAACCACUCAAACAUAAAAGCCAACUCAGCUUGCUGUUUUCUUACCCUGACUAACCGUCUUUGCUAUUCAGGUUCAUCUGAGUCAGCUUCCAGUUCGGACUGCAGCACCACAGCCUUCAAUGCCAACUCUUCCAGGUAGGCAAAGCGAGAUAAUGGCUUCUCCUUAAUUAAAUCAAGCACCAAUUUAAAAAAAAACAGUUUUGGAAAAUAAAUAAAUGUAUUCUUGCUCCGGCCUAUUUGUAUCUUUGAAAAAUCAGUGGACUGAGUACAUGAACUGAAGCCAGUAAAACCCAAAGCCUAACCCUAACCCUAACCCUAACCUAACCCUAAACCCUAACCCUAACCCCUAACCCUAUCCACCCUAUCCACCCUAACCCUGUCACAACCUCAGUCCGGGUAUGAAUCUGAAAACUUGAGAGCGCUCGUCUGUGCCCAUAAACCGUCGACUCGGAGUCGGGUUCCAUUGUUCUUUUGUUUCUCCAGUUUCUGCUGUUUUCCAUAACCAAACCACGAAACAGAAAACGACACGAAAGAGUAAUAAAACCAUCGGUUCCAAACCCUUGUUAGCGUUUUGCUGACACCCACCCAUCUUAGCCGAACGCUGAGUGAUUGGUCUAGGAAAGUCUGCUUCAUCGAUUAGACUUCCGUCCAGCAAAUGCCGACACCAGUAUUAAUAAGUAAAUCAAUGAAUAAAACACAUUUAAAAUAAUCUAUAAGAAAAGAUAAAGUGGAUAGAGAAUGAAAGAAAAGGUACCUUUUACGAGAAAGGUAUUUCUUUCUUGUUUUCAGAGAUUCUAAGGGAAGCCACUCUUUUGAAUCGUCAAGUUCAUCGGCGCGGAUAUCUUCAGAAGUAGAGCCGUCUGAAUCAUUUGCGGAGAUUCGAAACACAAGCAAGUUAACGGCGGUGAAUGAGGAUAUUCAAGAAACCGACUGUGACAUUUUUCAGCCCCUGGUUGUUUUGUGUGUAAUGUGGUAUUGUGGUUACCAGGCCACUGUCUGGGCUUUGGUUAUGAUUGUAUUGGACUUGACGUCCCCAUAUAUGGCGUUAAGUAAGCCCAAGCAGGUCCAUGAACGGGCCCCCCGAAUCUCGAGACUUCUUUCACCAGGUAAUACUAAUAGAAACCAACCCUUAUCUCAAUACUCUGUCCCUGAAGACAUUUCUUCCACCACCGAAGAGGAAAUUCGCCCUCUAUCGAGGCGCAGUCAAUGGCAUACUUUCGAAAGGAACAUAAUGUCUUAAACUAGCCAAGCCUAAAAGAGGAGCCGCCGCAUUAUAAUCAAUCUUCGUUCCAAAUCUAAGCUGAGGUCUAAUUGCUGGACAUCAUCACAUUAUCAACACGUUUUGCCCUUACGUGGUUUUCAGCACUUCUUGAUCACGUGAUGAACUGACUACGGAACUGUCAGGAUUCGGAUUUAUAUACAACUGCAGCUGAUAAAAAUGCAAUUCACGAUGAAGCUAUCGUAAUCUUGACUUUAAUUUUCGUAACCUGCAGUCUGUUUAACAGAUUUAAACUGAGCUUUCUUAAUAAUGGUUAAAAUGGUUAUACUUUGAAAAUGUAAACUGAAAAUGUCAGGGGAAUCUUUUCUGAUUCGCUUCAUCGACCCAAAGAAAUUGAGAAAUUACUUGAAGAACCACACAAAAAGCCUCAGUCCCGAUGUUCCUGACCUUGAUUAUUCCUGAAUUAUUUUUAAACGUUUUAAGACUAUGAAAAUGGAAAAAACAGGGAAUCUUUCUGUGGCUUCUCGGUAUUGGUCCCGAUGUUCCUGGCAAAUUAUUUCAAACGUUUUAAGGCUAUGAGGCUGGUUGUGAUGUUGUCAAGCAUGCUCUGAUUUGGCGUAUUUGUAGAAAUUGUUAAUUUAUAACAAGCCCCUUUAUUUUAAUUUUUUGGUAGGUUCCGCAGAAGACCCUUCGUCAAAUUCCUUUGACAUGUAAGUUGUUUGCUUAACAUUCGUCACGUACUUACUUGGUGAUUGGAUCCGAAAAUAGUCUUAGAACCUCUGUCAAAUAGCAAAUCUAAUGAAGUCCUAGCUACUCAAGUGCCUAUUGUAAAGGGGAAAAGUCGUUCGCCAUACCCUUUCUUGAGCCCACUGUAUCCGUUGAGGCAAUUGUUUUAGAUUUCAGGUUAACUAAGAUGCGGGAAAGCGUCCUAUUUUAGUAAAUGCCGUCUUUGUCCAUUUCUUUCCUAAACGUGCGGGAUACAUAGUGCUUUCCAGCACUGAAAUACGAUUUGUUUCCUGAUCUUUAGCAAGGACAAAUCCUAUGAUGAAGAACGUGAGCUGCCCUCGGCGACGUCGAAUUGCUUGAGUUCACUGGCUCUUACGGAAGACCGAGAAGAAUUGAUAUCUACUGAACAUUGCUCGUACAGUAAGUGUCUUUUAUCGUGGCUCUAAACACCUAUGCAACGGUAUAAGAUGUAAGGAUGCAUACAUCAACAUCCACUAAGCGUUUUAGAAACCCUCUUUGUCUUCUUGGGUUCAGCUUUAAUGUUCUUUAAUCAAAAGAAAAAUUUUUCUACUUGUUUCUAAUAAGGGUGCGUUUGAUCGUACUCUGGAAUAAGAAUACGCAAAAGUUUCGUUACAAAUCUCUUCUAUCGUGAUUUUUGGAGAAUUUAAACUUCAUAUACAGAGAAAUAUUUUAUUAAGCAGUUUCAUCGUAAACAUGAUGGUCAUACAAUAAUAUUCUUAUUCUGGAAAAAGGUCAAUGGAACAAGCCCUAAGUGUCUUAAAGUACUAGCGAUUCCAACUGAAACCAACGGGUUGCAUGACUUUGUAGUCUAUCGAGAAAACUUGCCGCCAUAUACUUGGUGUUCAGUUGCUGAGAAAUUGUCAUUCAGUUUUAGGAGAAACUUCACGAGGAUUGAAACUGUUACUUAAGAUAGCCACUUUCUAAAGUUAGGAAAUCUGUUCAGUAUGUUCAAUCACUGAGAAGAGAAACUUGGCAGCGAACCUCGCGCGCCCAAGCAACGGAAGCGAGCUCUAGUGUUUAGGUGUUAGCCGUCUACGUCACCUACUAGACAAAGCCCGCUGGCAGCUUGAGAACAACGUGUCAAGGUAGAAACUCACCCGCUUAAGAGAUGCAAACCAUAAAUAGCAUAUAAAUAUUCUCACUGCAUACACAAUUGGCCCGUUACGCAGUAAAUAAGAAACUCCUUAAAAUUCCGUCGUGUUGGGCCUGCGCCCUUUGGGCAUGAUGCAUUGCGGCCCUUACUUAGAAUUACUCUGUUUUUGCCGUCCUCUUGCCGGGCCAGUUCAACGGACUUCAGUGGAAGUGACUUCAAAGUUUCGCCUCUUCCAGCUCCCCUGGUGGCGCGGUUGAAAGAAUAAAAUUGUUGUUGUUGUUUCAAUGGAAAGGGAAUUUACUUUUUUAAAAAACUUUUGUGGCAUCUUCUUUAGGAGAUCUUGAAAGAAAAGCUGUAUUAUAAAUUAGGAAUCCUGUUUUGAUUGAAUGGGUUUUUUAAUAGGUGUAUCGGAUAGCAGAGUUCAUUUAUCUGAGGUGGAAAAGUUAAGAUUUGGAUCGUAUGAUGGCUGCCAGGCCACGGUCUGUUCGUUAGGGAUGAUCUUAGUGGAAUCGCGCUCUCCAAGCUUAUUAUCCAGUAGGACAUAUACGGUGUUCAGUAAGCCAGAGAAGGCCUUUAAACGGCCACGCAGAAUCCCAGAACAUCUUCCUCCAGGUAAUGUUAUAAUAAUCGUCUAAAUUUUAUUUACCAAAUUAAGAGGUCUAAGACCUUUAGUAGGCGAUAUCAUUUCAAACACUGUCCAGUUUCAAAAGCAACUUUAAUCCUAAAAUUAAAAUUUUUGUUAUUCAGGGUCUUCAAGGUGUUGCAAUUUGGAUCUUUAUUUGUCACCCUCCGGUGUAACUCUUACCAGGUAAGCAAAGAAACCGACACUGAAGAUAACAGUAGUAUGAAUGUUUGAUGGGCACCAUGAGAAGUCUUUUUGACAUCCUGAUUCUUCCCAUGCCUCUCUUUUCAAUGACAAAAUUUUCCAAGGAUCUUAGAAUAGAUAAUAAGAACCCGUUCAGUAGGGGUAUUAAAAUGAAUGGUGCAUCACAAGAGGCCUCUGGGUAAUUUCUAUACAAGUUACAGAUUCUUAACUGUUAUUUCCAGGACUAAAAAGCCAUUAAGUACCUUUUCCCAGACAUACGUUCUUUUUAUUUUCAACAGGAACAAAGUAAAGGCCACAGAAAAGCUAUCAGCUCCAAUCAGAAAGAAUGGCUUGGAGUAUGAGGAAAGGUUUCAAGUUGAACGCGAAAGGAGAUUUCUUGCUGUUAUUUUUGUCAUUCUGUUGUCACGUAUCACAAUAAAGAAUUUACCGACAUUUACUUGUCUGCUUGAUUACUGUCGCAUGCACAAACACCAAACACACCAAAUCUCUCAUUAA